Molecule: messenger RNA, 3229 nt
Organism: Prunus mume (Japanese apricot)
Lineage: Eukaryota; Viridiplantae; Streptophyta; Magnoliopsida; Rosales; Rosaceae
Source: RefSeq, a predicted model, not a curated record
UUUCUCUCAUGACUCGAUGGCUUUCGAAGACCUUCCAUUUCCCUUCCAUGUGCUUGCACCGUUCUUCAAGCUUCAGAAAUUUUCGGCCGAAAUGGUUCUCAGGUGUCCCGAAUCUCUGUAAAAGGGCUCAUGGCCAGUUUGCUUAUCAGGUUUUUCGAAUAUCUGGUUUUCUUGUUUGUUUCUUAAAACUCUGAGCUACCCAUUUAGAGUAAUGUUUAGAAGACUACAUAUUUCAACCCCUCUGACAAUAAGGUUACAGUCUUUGUUAAAAACCCACUGUUUUGCAAUUUUCUCAGCUGGGUAUGUUACGGAUACCAGUGAUAGGGUCUUAAAUACUAAUGGGUCAGAGUCAGAGAAUGAAUGGGAGAAGUUGCUUAAGCCGUUUGACCUCAAUGAACUUAGGAAGUCACUCGUUCAAAUCACUCCAAUUCAGCUUUGUAAGUUACUUGAACUUCCACUCGAUGUGCCCACUUCGAUGGAGAUAUUCGAGUUGGUAGGUGCCCAGAAGGGCUAUUGGCAUUCUUUUGAUGUGUACUAUGUGUUAAUUGAUAAGCUUGGGGCGGCCGGGGAGUUUAAGGUUAUAGAUAGGUUGUUGAUGCAGAUUAUGGAGGAAGGGAUUGUGUUUAGGGAGUCCCUUUUCAUUAUGAUUAUGAAGCAUUAUGGGAGAGCAGGUCUGCCCGGACAAGCAACUAGGCUGCUUUUGGAUAUGAGAGGUGUUUAUUCUUGUGAACCAACUUUCCGAUCUUAUAAUGUUGUAUUGGAUAUACUCGUGGCUGGGAAUUGCCCAAAGGUUGCUCCCAAUGUCUUCUAUGACAUGUUGAGUAGGGGUAUCUCUCCCAAUGUCUACACAUUUGGGGUGGUUCUGAAAGCACUUUGUAUGGUUAAUGAGGUGGAUACUGCUUGCUCGCUUCUGAGAGACAUGACAAAGCAUGGGUGUGUGCCAAAUUCAGUGGUUUACCAGACUCUUAUACAUGCACUCUCCAAGAAUAAUCAAGUGAAUGAAGCAUUGAGACUUUUGGAGGAAAUGUUUUUGAUGGGUUGCACACCUGAUGUUCAGACUUUCAAUGAUAUUAUCCAUGCUUUCUGCAAGGUCAAUCGGACUCAUGAGGCAGCAAGGUUAGUUGAUCGGAUGCUUCUUCGGGGGUUUACUCCUGAUUAUGUAACUUAUGGUGUUUUAAUGCAUGGAUUAUGCAGGACAGGGCAAGUUGAGGAAGCAAGGGCAUUGUUGAACAAAGUGCCUAGCCCAAAUAUUGUGCUUUUUAAUACCUUGAUAAAUGGGUAUGUUAUGAGUGGACGGUUUGAUGAAGCCAAAGUUGUUCUAUAUGAUGGUAUGCUAGGUAGUGGCUGUGAACCUGAUGUAUAUGCAUUUAACAUAUUGAUUCAUGGACUCUGCAAGAAGGGCCGUUUGGGUUCUGCUCGUGAAUUGGUCAAUGAGAUGGAAAUUAAGGGUUGCAAGCCCAAUGUGAUAACUUACACCAUAUUGAUUGAUGGGUUCUGCAAGGAGGGCCAACUGGAGGAAACUGGUGAUGUUUUAAAUGAGAUGUCAUACAAGGGAUUAAGUCUGAAUAUUGUGGGAUACAAUCGUUUAAUAUCUGCUCUAUGCAAGGAUGGGAAAGUUCAUGAAGCUUUAAAACUGUUUAGUGAAAUCUCAAGCAAUGAAUGUAAGCCAGACAUAUUUACAUUUAAUUCUCUAAUAUAUGGACUGUGCAAGGUUGAUAAGAUGGAAGAGGCCUUAGGGUUGUACCGUGAUAUGGUACUGGAGGGUGUUAUUGCCAACACUGUUACUUACAACACAUUAAUUAAUGCUUUCUUGACUAGAGGUGCGAUCCAAGAAGCACUUAAGCUUGUAAAUGAAAUGUUAUUUAGAGGAUGCCCUCUUGACAAAAUAACCUAUAAUGGGCUAAUAAAGGCACUCUGCAAAGCUGGAGCUGUUGAAAAAGCAAGGGGAUUGUUUGAAGAAAUGAUAAUGAAGGGACUUCAUCCCAAUAGUAUCUCAUGCAAUAUUUUGAUUAAUGGUCUGUGUAGAAGUGGCAAAGUAUAUGAUGCACUUGAGUUUUUAAGAGACAUGAUUCAUCGGGGUUUGAUGCCAGACAUAGUCACUUAUAAUAGCCUGAUAAAUGGUCUGUGCAAGUUGGGACGCAUUUCGGAAGCUUUGAAUCUCUUUGAUAGGUUACAAGUUGAAGGGAUGUGUCCUGAUGUUAUUACUUAUAACACUUUGAUCAGUUGGUAUUGCAAAGAGGGCAUGAUUUAUGACGCUUGUUUACUUUUAAAUAGAGGUGUGAAUAACGGGCUCGUUCCAAAUCAUUUGACUUGGUAUAUACUGGUCAGCAACUUAUCUAAAGAAAGAGAUGAGGGGAAUCAGCGCUAUAUUGUUUAGGGAUUGGGAGGAAGCUUGAUUUUAGUUUCCUCUAGUGCAAAUCAUUGCAAAUACUAGAAUCCCUGUGGUAUUGUUUGGAUGUCUGCCCUCUGGCAAUUUGAGGUGGAUAUGGAAGUACUUUAUUAUGAUUUUCUGCCCAGAAAUGAUACUCCAGAUUUUGAUUUGAGCUCUUUUGAGUCAUAUUUGGGUUGGCGCUUAGGGAACAAACUGGCUGGCUGUCUCAUCUCGUCAAGAGUUUUUUGCUGGUUGAAGCAGAACAAUUCACAUUAUGAUGUGAGAGAUCACAUGGUAUGUGUCUUUCCACUAGGCUUUGAUUUUUAUCAUGUUACAUUAUCAGCUUAAGGAGCUCAUUAUAAUCCCAGGUUUAUGCUUGCAAGCACUCGGCAGGCAAAGUUGAGUGGAGGAGGUGGAAAAUAGUAAUUCAUCAAAGGAUCAAGUGAUCAACUUGUCUAAAGGACGAACAGUAUUCGUAAUUCUUAAGGGAGCUUUUAAAGUGUCAUAUAGAAGAGGUUAUGGCCAUGAUCUGAUAAACCCAAUGCAGCACGUUUUGGAUAAUCAUUUACCUUGGUGGGACUUGGAAUUGUGCAAAUUCCAGUCAGAGCAGACCCAUGACAACAUGUGAUUUUCAUUUUAAAAUCAUGAUGCUGUUCUUUUCUUGUGAUUGUUCUACCCUGGGUAGAUACAACAUUGGUUAUUAUAAAUGCGAGACAAGCAGCAUUUUUGUACUUCUUUGUUUCUGCUCGAACAAAUUUGACAACAUAUGUUAUCGUCAUUGCUGCCCUGAUUUUUCAUGUUCAUAUUUAUGUUCUGUUCAAACUGGGUUCACUUCGGUAAUUUUAAGAUAGCAUCCGU